CGGCUGCUCCGGCUGGCACAGUCUUCAGCCCUGUGCUCUGGGGGGUCACUAAAAAAGCCUCCCAUUUCUUACCUGCGGCAAGGGAGGCCGCCAGCAAAAUAACCCCCCUGUUCCAUCCUGGGGGGUGGUGUGUGGGACAGGCACCAGCAUCAGCACUGACACUUGCCAGCACUUGUAGCAACGGGAGGAAGAUGCUCUGCAGCCACCCGCCAGCACCUUUCAGUCCUGCCUUCGCGUCUCCCGUCGGCUCCCGCCCCGACAGCACCGUCGCAAGGUGGGAUGGAUUAUAGAGUCCCCGGUGCUGUCAGCAAUGGUGAAACGGUGCCCGCACACCCCAGCAUGGAAAAGGAGAAGGAGGAGGAUGAGGAUGAGGACCAGACCCUGGAGCGAGGACAGUGGAACAACAAGCUGGAGUAUGUCCUGUCUGUGGCUGGGGAGAUCAUCGGCCUGGGAAAUGUCUGGCGCUUCCCCUACCUCUGCUACAAGAAUGGCGGAGGUGCCUUCUUCAUCCCCUACCUCAUCUUCCUCUUCACCUGUGGGAUCCCUGUCUUCUUCCUGGAGACAGCGCUGGGGCAGUAUACCAGCCAGGGAGGGGUGACAGCCUGGCGCAGGAUCUGCCCCCUCUUUGAAGGAAUUGGCUACGCCUCACAGGUCAUCGUCGUACUGCUGAACUUCUACUACAUCAUUGUCCUGGCCUGGGCCUUGUUUUAUCUCUUCAGUUCAUUCACCAUCGACCUCCCCUGGGGCAGCUGUGACCAUGAGUGGAACACAGGGAACUGCAUGGAGCUCCAGAAGGCGAACUCAACGCUCAAUGUGACCAGUGAAAACGCCACCUCCCCUGUCAUCGAGUUCUGGGAAAGGAGAGUGCUAAAGAUUUCCGACGGCAUCCAGCACCUGGGCAGCCUGCGCUGGGAGCUGGCUCUGUGUCUCUUGCUGGCAUGGAUCAUCUGUUACUUCUGCAUUUGGAAAGGGGUCAAGUCCACGGGCAAGGUGGUGUAUUUCACAGCCACGUUCCCAUACCUCAUGCUGGUUGUUCUGCUGAUCAGGGGAGUCUCCCUGCCUGGGGCAUCCCAGGGAAUCCUCUUUUACCUUUAUCCAGACCUCAGUCGCCUUGGGGACCCCCAGGUCUGGAUGGAUGCAGGCACUCAAAUCUUCUUUUCGUAUGCCAUUUGUCUGGGAUGCCUGACAGCUCUGGGCAGCUAUAACAAAUACCAUAACAACUGCUACAGGGACUGUGUGGCCCUCUGCUUCCUCAACAGCGGCACCAGCUUUGUGGCUGGCUUUGCCAUCUUCUCCAUCCUGGGCUUCAUGGCAGGGGAGCAGGGUGUGCCCAUCGCUGAAGUGGCUGAAUCGGGGCCUGGCCUGGCGUUCAUCGCCUACCCUCGGGCUGUGGUCAUGCUGCCCUUCUCCCCACUCUGGGCAUGCUUCUUCUUCCUGAUGGUUGUUUUGCUGGGACUGGACAGCCAGUUUGUCUGUGUGGAGAGCCUUGUUACAGCUCUUGUGGACAUGUACCCCACCAUCUUCCGCAAGAAGAACCGCCGAGAGAUCCUCAUCCUGCUGGUCUCCAUCCUCUCCUAUCUGGUUGGGUUGGUGAUGCUCACAGAGGGUGGGAUGUAUGUCUUCCAGCUCUUUGAUUACUAUGCUGCCAGUGGCAUGUGCCUGCUCUUUGUGGCCAUCUUCGAGACUCUCUGCAUCGCCUGGGUCUAUGGUGCUGAGCGUUUCUAUGAUAACAUUGAAGAUAUGAUCGGCUACCGGCCAUGGCCCGUCAUCAAAUACUGCUGGCUUUUCAUCACCCCGGCGGUUUGCAUGGCAACCUUCCUGUUUUCUCUGAUCAAAUACACACCACUGACUUAUAACAAGAAGUAUGUGUACCCAUGGUGGGGAGACACCCUGGGCUGGCUGCUGGCCCUCUCCUCCAUGGUAUGCAUUCCUCUCUGGAUCGUCUACAAACUCUCCACCAUCAAAGGCUCCCUCAGAGAGAGGCUCCGCCAGCUCACCUGCCCAUUUGAGGACUUGCCUUCCAGGCCUGGAACAGGACAGCACCUUCCCUCCACCAGAGCUGACCUCCUGAUGCUGACAGAGCUAGAAUCUCAUUGCUAGGAUCAGUGUGGCUCUCCCUCCCACCCCCCAGGAUGGUUUUUGUACAGCCCUUACCACCUUGGAUAACGCAAGGUUUCUUCACUUGCCAAGGAGAGAGGGAUUUCUGGGCUGAGCUCCCUUCUCUGGAAGAUUUGAAGGGCUGAGGAAGAGGCUGCUGUGGAGAUGGUCUGCAUGGAGUUAACAAUGCACCUUAACCCCCUCCCUGGAGAGGGCUCUGAAGGGGCAGAUCAAGCACCUGUGUUCCUGAGUAUCCCCAAGCUUCUUGUGGGCAGAAAGGAAGGACUGAUCCUGAAGUGGAGAGUGGCAGAGAGCUGCAGAGGUGUGGCUCCGGUGUAGACUUUGGGAGCUUCUCCAUUCAUUCCAUUAAAUCCUUGUUUUUCCCCUCUA
Falco peregrinus (peregrine falcon) is the source of this 2487-nucleotide messenger RNA. RefSeq names its product sodium- and chloride-dependent GABA transporter 2. Gene Ontology annotation, molecular function: gamma-aminobutyric acid:sodium:chloride symporter activity. The transcript is spliced from 16 exons. Gene Ontology annotation, biological process: sodium ion transmembrane transport; neurotransmitter transport. Bases 280 to 2100 code for a protein of 606 amino acids. Gene Ontology annotation, cellular component: plasma membrane. The record is from RefSeq and is a predicted model, not a curated record. NCBI's taxonomy places the organism in Eukaryota, Metazoa, Chordata, Aves, Falconiformes, Falconidae.